Molecule: messenger RNA, 1862 nt
Organism: Sorex fumeus (smoky shrew)
Lineage: Eukaryota; Metazoa; Chordata; Mammalia; Eulipotyphla; Soricidae
Gene: DUS2
Product: dihydrouridine synthase 2
Exons: 16
Coding region: 123-1604 (493 amino acids)
Biological process (GO): tRNA dihydrouridine synthesis
Cellular component (GO): cytoplasm
Molecular function (GO): tRNA binding; flavin adenine dinucleotide binding; tRNA dihydrouridine synthase activity
Source: RefSeq, a predicted model, not a curated record
GGAGGACGGUGGCUGCCGCGGCUCAGUUCCGUGUGUGCGGAGUUGUUGGCGAACCUUGAGGCAGGAGGAUCUGGGGGAGCGCAGCCGUCGCGAGGUCUGUCUGGAGGUUGCAGCGAGGAGGCAUGAUCGUGAACGGCCUCUCCCUGUGCUACAGCGACAAACUCAUCCUGGCCCCGAUGGUUCGCGUGGGGACUCUGCCAAUGAGGCUGCUGGCCCUGGACUAUGGGGCGGACAUUGUGUACUGUGAGGAGCUGAUUGACCUCAAGAUGCUUCAGUGCAAGAGAGUUGUCAAUGAGGUACUGAGCACUGUGGACUUUGUCACCCCUGAUGACCGGGUGGUCUUCCGCACCUGUGAGAGAGAGCAGAGCAGGGUCGUCUUCCAGAUGGGAACCUCUGAUGCGGAGCGCGCCCUCGCCGUGGCCAGGCUUGUAGAAAAUGAUGUGGCUGGUAUUGACGUCAAUAUGGGCUGUCCAAAAGAGUAUUCCACCAAGGGAGGAAUGGGAGCUGCUCUGCUGUCUGACCCUGACAAAAUCGAGAAGAUCCUCAGCACUCUUGUUAAAGGAACACGCAGACCCGUGACCUGUAAGAUUCGCAUCCUGCCCUCGCUGGAAGAAACCCUGAGUUUGGUGAAGCGGAUCGAGAGGACAGGCAUUGCUGCCAUCACAGUCCACGGGAGGAAGCGGGAGGAACGACCUCAGCACCCCGUCAGCUGUGAGACCAUCAGAGCCAUUGCUGAGAGCCUGUCCAUCCCUGUCAUUGCCAAUGGCGGGUCUCAUGACCAUAUCCAGGAGUUUUCGGACAUCGAGAACUUCCGCCAGGCCACGGCAGCCUCCUCGGUGAUGGUGGCCCGCGCGGCCAUGUGGAACCCGUCCAUCUUCCUCCGGGAGGGACCACGGCCACUGGAGGAGGUCAUGGAGAAGUACAUCAGAUACGCGGUGCAGUAUGAGAACCACUACACCAACACCAAGUACUGCCUGUGCCAGAUGCUGCGGGAACAGCUGGAGUCGCCCCGGGGACGGUUGCUCCAUGCCUCCCAGUCUGCCCAGGAAAUCUGUGAGGCCUUCGGCCUGGGUUCCUUCUACGAGGAGACCACACGAGAGCUGGGAGCCCGGCGUGCUGAGCUCCUGGCCAGGACCCCUGAGGAGGCCGGGGAACCUGCUGGAGACACCCCUGGCAUCACUAAGAUGGCUGUCAAGUUUGACCGGAGGGCAUACUCACCCCAGAUCACCCCCAAGAUGUGCCUGCUGGAGUGGUGCAGGAGGGAGAAGUUGGCCCAGCCCGUGUAUGAGACGACUCAGCGCCCUCUGGACCGCCUCUUCUGCUCCGUCGUGACUGUUGCUGAACAGAAGUACCAGUCCACCCUGUGGGACAAGUCCAAGAAACUGGCGGAGCAGGCUGCGGCCAUCGUCUGUCUGCGGAGCCUGGGCCUCCCUGAGGGUCGGCUGGGUGAGGAGAGCCCCUCUUUGCACAAGCGCAAGCGGGAGACUCCUGACCAAGACCCGGGGGGGCCCAGAGCCCAGGAGUCAGCCCUGCCUGGGGAGUUAUGCAAGAAGCCUUUUGUGGCCUUGAGGGACGGUGAAGAGAGUCCCCUGGAAGGCCGGUGACCACGGCCCCGCCCUGGUCACCUCUGCAGGGGCCAGUGCGUGGAUCUGAACCAGAUGCCAUAGGACAACUUGUUGGCCCUGCCAGGCAUGAGUUAAGGGGUCCUGACCUGGCCCUCCAGUGGAGCCCGAACCAAGGGGGUCCCGGGAUGCCCAUCUCCCUGGGAGGAGCUGGGAGGCAGGUCACAUGCCGACACAUCUCAGUGUUUUCUCUGCAAAUAGUGUUCAGGUGUCGCCUCGCCUACUUGACAUCAGUACAGU